Messenger RNA from Alternaria infectoria, 849 nucleotides. RefSeq lists its product as uncharacterized. The transcript has 3 exons. The coding region runs from base 1 to 849 and encodes 282 amino acids. The record is from RefSeq and is a predicted model, not a curated record. NCBI's taxonomy places the organism in Eukaryota, Fungi, Ascomycota, Dothideomycetes, Pleosporales, Pleosporaceae.
AUGUGUAUCAUGUGGUUCGUAACGCACAACGACGGCCCCCGUGAGCACCUUAUCGACUACCUUCACUGUGGCCAUCUCGACUGCCCUGGAACGUUGGAGUUUCACAACAAGUGCGUGCUCGUAGAACCCCGCGCCGACUGUGGAGAGUGUCUGAAGGCAGAUGGCGAUCAGGUGGAUCAAGAGGUCGCUGAGGAGGAGAAUGUUGCGGUUGGAGGACGGAACCAAGAGGAGGACGAUGACGAGGCCGGCUCAUACCACAGCUUCCGAAGCCUCUCGGACGUCGACAGCAUCACGUCACACUGGCGUCUAGACCCGCCGCGUGUCCGUCGAUCGGCUCGAGGUCCGCAAGAGAACUCGCCAGCACCAGCUCCCCACGCUUCUCCGGCAGGUGCAGAGCCCUUCGAAACCCGCUCGGCGCACGACCCGCACGAAAUGCAAGAAGUGGGCUCGCCAUAUCACGAAAAUGGCUCCAACCAGGACCCGAGCAUCCCAGAUGUUGCAGAAGGCCAAUUUGUCAACUCACCCAACACGCUCAAGCACCGUCAUCUCGUCAACGGCCAGCUGAAAGAGCUGAAAAAGCUUACCAAGCGGAUGUCUCGCCAUCGGCGCCAGAACAGCGGACCCGCGCGCCAACAACAACAACACCGACGUCAAAACAGCCAGGCAGCCGGUAAUGUCGUCGCCACACACCCUUAUGGGUUCGCGAUGGGCGUGGACGUAGUGCCUCAAGGUCUGCCAGGAGGUCAUGUGCCGCAGUACUUGGGAGUGCCUCAACCAGGCCAGGCGCCGACGUGGGUUUGGGGACCGGUUCCGCCGUCUCAUCUGAGGGGGAUGUAUCCGCCUUUCUAG